AACCUGAACUUUCAGUUUCUAUUCUUUUGUGCCGUAAUGGAGCUGAGGAUACCGUCUCUCCGUGCCUCCCUUACGACUCUUGUCUUUUUGCAGAAAUUAUUGAUAAUAGUUAUUAUUUCAGAUGCGGCGGCCGGAGAGAGGACUCGGGUGUUUGUCACCGUGUUGUAUCGGCAUGGCGAUCGCUCACCAGUCGGAGCCUUCCCCACUGACCCCCACCAGGAGAGCGCCUGGCCUCAAGGCUUUGAACAACUAACGCAGGAAGGAAUGAGGCAGCACUAUCAGUUGGGACAGAGGCUCAGACGGCGCUACGAUGGUUUUCUAAAUGCUGCAUACAAUCGGCAUGAGGUCAUGGUGCGGAGUACAGAUUAUGACCGGACUCUGAUGAGUGCAGAGGCACACCUGGCCGGCCUGUACCCACCUGAGGGGGCUCAAAUCUUCAACGCCAGUCUUGCCUGGCAGCCCAUCCCUGUCCAUACAGUACCACAGGCAGAAGAGAGGCUGCUCUCAUUCCCCCUGCAUGACUGCCGGAAGUAUGAGCGCUUAAUGAAUGAAACCAGGGAAACAGAUGCCUAUAAAAAUAUGACCGAUACCUAUGAAGAUUUUUUGGCAAUGGUGAGCAACAAGACUGGCUUGGAACAGGUCACCAUAGAAUCUGCAUGGCGUGUCUAUGACACAUUGUUCUGUGAGGAUAAACACAACCUCAAACAUCCUCCAUGGGUAACACCAGAGGUCAUGGACGAACUUAAAGAACUGAAUGACCUUGCCUUCAGUAUCAUGUUUGAUAUGUAUAAUAGGACGGAGAAGAGUCGGCUUCAAGGAGGUGUCCUGCUUGAUCAAAUUUUGAAGAACAUUUCAGCAGUUGCAGCCGAUGCGUCACAUCAGCCACUGAAGAUGAUAAUGUACUCAGCGCAUGAUACAACCAUCGUGGCACUACAAUCAGCCUUAAAUGUGUUCAAUGGAAAAGAGCCACCCUACGCUUCCUGCCACAUUUUUGAGUUGUUUCAAGAAGACAAUGGGUCUUUCUCCAUUGCCAUGUUCUACUGGAAUGACACCAGCACAGAGCCUUACCCUCUGGUCCUGCCGGGAUGUGAGCAUUACUGCCCCCUGGAGGACUUUAUCUGCCACACUAAACCUGUCAUCCCUUUGAAUUGGAAGGAGCAGUGUGACAAGAACACGGAUCAAAGGAUGCUGGGCGGGAGACGUCAUUAUGCUCCGGAACAUUGCCAGCCAAUCAGCUGGCCGCGGGGGAGGAGCCACAAAAUUGAAAGAUGUGUUUGCUCCCAAUGGCGUGCAGUGUUUUAGUUGUUGUGUGCGUUGAGAUGCUGCACUCACUCACUCAUACUGUUACUUCACUAUGGAAUAUUAUAUGAAAUAUAAAACUACAUAACGCUAAAGAAUGUAAUCUUUAGAAUAAUACCAAAAAGAUGUAACCUGCAGAAGACAAUGUAACCUUGAUACCUUUAAGAGAAUGCAGGCCAAUUACAGUUGCACGAUGUAAUCAUAUGAGCAUGUAUCUGUACCCUAAUAAACUCUGAAGCUUAUCACGCCCCAAUUAGCUAUGUAGCUUAUCACUUUGUUGUAGGUUAUAAAAUAUAAUAAGCUGUGUAGCUAAGUAGUGUGUAGCUAACUGAAACGACCAAGGCUUAUUACUGUAGCGUCUUUGAAUAGAAGACAAUCGCCCAAGUUCCGAGUUCGCUCUGAGUUCAUGGCCACAUACAGUGUGUAGAAAAUCUUGUAGAGAUGGUUUUGCCAUAAUUAUGUUCACCUAAGGGGCCAAGCGGUAAAGGAAAUGAUUGACAGACUUACCACUCAUGGGUCAGCACACUUUGCCUGUAAACAAUUAUUUCAUGCUGCUGCAUUGGUCAGCGUUACAACUUUGCCUGUUUGUGUAAAUAAGCAUUUAAAUAUGCUGUAAGUGACCAUGGUGAUUAGCAGCCUCUGGUAAGUUUCGGGGUCUGGACGGGGAAGUACAUCGAUUCAAACCACCACAUCUAAAUCGCAAUGUCCAGACACCCUAGGUAAGGGGUAGGUGCUAAACCUUGUAAUUUUUGUUAUUGGUCAGGCAAUCUUGGAGUGGGUAGAUUUUAUUUGUUUUGUUUUCAGUAAGAGGUCAAAUUGCUUACCUUUUAGGGAAACUGGUUUUGGUUUCUGUUCUUUAACCUGUCCACAAUCCAGACUCUCUUUUCCUUUGUGUUUUUCUUUGCCUUGUUCAAGCCUGUUUUCUGUUUAACAAAUUGUGUGUUCAUCUUCUUGGCUGGCUGGCUACACGCCUGUAAAGACUCACCCUAUAUGCGCAACAAACCCAUCUAGAUGCAUUCCUCAGGUGUGUGACGUCCUUUUGGCAGUUGGUGGCCUCCUCUCACCCAUUGCCAGGGUUACACCGUAUUUUGUGACCAUCAUAAUAUGUGACUCUAGGGGCGCUGUUUCACAUUAUUGGGAAUGAAUGCAUGGUUCUUGCUCAUCUGCAUGAGCCCUCUGCGCAUUGCACGUACCGUAAUUAGUUUAACGUUUUCAUUUUACAUAUUUUCUACUUUUUCAAAGUAGCAGCGUUUCCGCUUUCUGUUCUGUCCUCUUAUUUGUAUUCCUUAGUGUUGUCUCAGGAACUAUGAUUGGAAGUAAACCCUUCUGCAUAUUCUUUUAACAUUUGCAAAUUAUAAAGGUAGCUACAAGAAUAUUACAAUGUUCCACAAUUGCGUGCUUUUCUUUUAUUUUUUAUUUAUUUCAAAGAGGAUGCAUGAAAGGUACAUAGAACCAUUAACGGUGGAUAUAUUCAUAAAUGUAAAUGCAGAUUUCCAAAAAAUAAAUGAUGGAGUUAUUCUUUUCAA
Messenger RNA from Paramormyrops kingsleyae, 2825 nucleotides. Its product is annotated as lysosomal acid phosphatase-like. NCBI's taxonomy places the organism in Eukaryota, Metazoa, Chordata, Actinopteri, Osteoglossiformes, Mormyridae. Gene Ontology annotation, biological process: dephosphorylation; lysosome organization. Gene Ontology annotation, cellular component: lysosome. The record is from RefSeq and is a predicted model, not a curated record. Gene Ontology annotation, molecular function: acid phosphatase activity.